GUGUUCUUCGAAUCGAUUUGUUUAAAUGUUUAUAGACGGUAUCUAUGAAUCACCGAGGUGAAGUAUGUUUCGAUGGGUGUCAUUGCUAAAUUUAGCACAUGACCGUAUCAUUUUGGGUGGUGGUAUAUAAACACAGGACACAAAUUCAUAAUGGCAGAAGGAGGAUAUUGCUCAGCCGAUUUAGAAGUUGACACUUUUGAAAUCACAGACUUGCAGCAGUCAUUGGAAAAAGAAACAGACGACAUGGCAUGUACGAGCAGCGCCGAACUGACCGCUGGCACUACCAAUGAGGCUCAUGACGACAACACCAUGCAAAAAUUCCUACAGAAAUCACAAUGUGAGCGUCUAUAUGAAUUAAGGAAUCUGCAACAUGGAGCGAAACCUGUGACCAGCCAAGGUCAUAAGGAGAUGAUCAACAAAUUCUUCAGGAAGAAACAGACUGCUCAAGAACAAGCAGCAAGUCAUGGGAAAGAAAAUGUCCCCGUCAAUGAGGACAAUGUGGAGGAGCACCGCCCCGAGACAAUUGUUGUCGAGAUUCAGGGACUAGUCGAGCAACAACGUGUAUCUACAUCCCUCGGAACAAAUUUCCGUCGCCACCUUGAAAACAUUAUUAGAGGCAGCAUUUCCACAGUGGCAAGAAAUCACACCCCACGUUCAUUUUCCUCACGACAGUCCUCUUCAUCUCCCUCACCCGCACCAUCCCCGCGGGAAGAAGCAACCCCGCAACCAGAACAGGUGCCACAAGUGGUACCAGUUCCUUCUCCGCUUGUCACUGCCCCCACCUCCGUCGACAGGAGCCGAAGUAACACCCUCAGCUCAAACAACAGUUCAAGCACACACAGUAGUACCCCGCCUGAGCCUGAAGCUAUACCACAGGAUCCCGAAGUGAGGGCUCCUAUACCACAGACUUACCAGAGGAUCCUGGGGUAUGACUCGGAGGACAGGCACCAUGAAGACAUGGUCCAGGAGAUCAGUGAACUCGUCCACAGCCGCAUUGUGACGUCCACACUAGAGGGAGACUUCAGGACCCGUCUGGAGAUCAGCAUGCAGGAACGAGUUGCCAGCAGUGGGUUUGAUGGCUCCAGAGUCCAAGAAUUUGUACAGAAUAUCAACCAGUCGCAGCCUAUCGAGAGGAACGACUUCUCAAAUUUGGGUAUCAACGUGAAUGUCCCAGCUGACAACUGGGAUGCCAUCUCUGUAACCAGCGUCAGUGCCCAUGCUGUUCCUUAUACACAGUCGAGUCGGUACAUGAGCCGAGAGAUUCAGAGUCUGAAGGCACAGCUGAUGGAGAUGAAGAAUAUGAUGAAGCUGAGCUUCGACCUUCAGAUGGAUAUCCAGAGGUCAAUCAGACAAGAGGUGGCUGCGGCAAUGAAUGACGUCAAAAGAGCUGAUGGGAACACGGCCUUGCCUGUGGCUGCCAAGUCUAAACCAGUCAAUGAUACUCACUGUUUGAUCUGUCUGGACAACCACUCAGACUCCGUGCUUUACCAGUGUGGACACAUGUGUGUGUGCUACACUUGUGGACGUAACCUAAUGGAACGUGAAUCAAAAUGUCCAGUGUGCAGGGCCCCUAUCAAAGACAUAAUCAAGGCCUACAAAUGUAACGAGGACUGAAAAACUGUUGUUCUUAUGCCAACUGGCACUUCAGAGUGUAAGAAGUUAUAGUGAUUCACAAGGAUUAUUUACAAAUUGUCAAAGAUCUAUAUGUUAUACAUGUAAGGCUGGACAUAUACCUUAUCAGGGCCUGGGAAAUUUUACAAUGUUUUUGUAUAGGUUGGCCUCAUCAUGCACUAAAUCAGGGCCUUGAUGAUAGGAAUACACCUCACUCUAUGCACGGCUUGCUUUAUCAUGUACAGUACCACCAUAGGGCCAAACUAUGGAUACCAUGCUUCAUGGCACCAUGUACCAUAUCGGGGCCUAGAGAGGAUUACAAUUCUCUCUAUUAAAGGCUGGCUCCAUCAUGUACCACUGUAGGGCCAAUCUAAGGAUACAAUGCUUUCUGGCACCAUGUACCACAUGAGGGCCUGGAGAGGAUUACAAUUCUCUAUUAAAGGCGUGGCUCCAUCAUGUACCACUGUAGGGCCAAUCUAAGGAUACAAUGCUUUCUGGCACCAUGUACCACAUGAGGGCCUGGAUAGGGUUACAAUUCUCUAUUAAAGGCUGGCUCAAUCAUGUACCACUGUAGGGCCAAACUAAAGAUAAAAUGCUUUCUGGCACCAUGUACCACAUUAGGGCCGGGAGAGGAUUACAAUUCUCUAUUAAAGGCAUGGCUCCAUCAUGUACUACUGUAGGGCCAAACUACGGAUAAAAUGCUUUCUGGCACCAUGUACCAGAUGAGGGCCUGGAGAGGAUCACAAUUCUCUAUUAAAGGCAUGGCUCCAUCAUGUACUACUGUAGGGCCAAACUAAAGAUAAAAUGCUUUCUGGCACCAUGUACCACAUGAGGGCCUGGAGAAGAUUACAAUUCUCUAUUAAAGGCAUGGCUCCAUCAUGUACUACUGUAGGGCCAAACUACGGAUAAAAUGCUUUCUGGCACCAUGUACCAGAUGAGGGCCUGGAGAGGAUCACAAUUCUCUAUUAAAGGCAUGGCUCCAUCAUGUACUACUGUAAGGCCAAACUAAAGAUAAAAUGCUUUCUGGCACCAUGUACCACACGAGGGCCUGGAGAGGAUUACAAUUCUCUAUUAAAGGCGUGGCUCCAUCAUGUACCACUGUAGGGCCAAUCUAAGGAUACAAUGCUUUCUGGCACCAUGUACCACCUUAGGGCCUGGAGAGGAUUACAAUUCUCUAUUAAAGGCUGGCUCACUCAUGUACCACUGUAGGGCCAAACUAAGGAUACAAUGCUUUCUGGCACCAUGUACCACCUUAGGGCCUGGAGAGGAUUACAAUUCUCUAUUAAAGGCAUGGCUCCAUCAUGUACUACUGUAAGGCCAAACUAAAGAUAAAAUGCUUUCUGGCACCAUGUCCCACAUUAGGGCCUGGAGAGGAUUACAAUUCUCUAUUAGAGGCUGGCUCCAUCAUGUACCACUGUAGGGCCAAUCUAAGGAUACAAUGCUUUCUGGCACCAUGUACCACAUGAGGGCCUGGAGAGGAAUACAAUUCUCUAUUAAAGGCUGGCUCCAUCAUGUACCACUGUAGGGCCAAACUAAGGA
Mizuhopecten yessoensis (Yesso scallop) is the source of this 3150-nucleotide messenger RNA. RefSeq lists its product as uncharacterized. The record is from RefSeq and is a predicted model, not a curated record. Lineage: Eukaryota; Metazoa; Mollusca; Bivalvia; Pectinida; Pectinidae. The coding region runs from base 151 to 1614 and encodes 487 amino acids. The transcript has 7 exons.